This is a messenger RNA of Penicillium verhagenii, 1011 nucleotides long. RefSeq lists its product as uncharacterized. The transcript has a single exon. The record is from RefSeq and is a predicted model, not a curated record. Lineage: Eukaryota; Fungi; Ascomycota; Eurotiomycetes; Eurotiales; Aspergillaceae. Bases 1 to 1011 code for a protein of 336 amino acids. Gene Ontology annotation, molecular function: glycosyltransferase activity. Gene Ontology annotation, biological process: protein N-linked glycosylation.
AUGAUCAAAGAAUCUGGACUUUCAGAGAACUUCAUGAGUAAGAAAUUGCUCUUGUUCUGCUUACUAUCGAUUGGCUUUACUCUUUUCCUUCUAUUCGGCACGCCAAUACCCCUCGCUAGCGCCAGUGAUGGACCACCAGUAUCCACUACUCCAGAAACAAGUGCAAGACAAGGAAGCCAUGCCAUUUCAACCUUUCUAGGGCGGCAUGAUGAGAAGGAAAUAACGGAUGACCUGGACGCGAGGUACUUGGCCACGCGAACUCUUGUGUACCAGCUUCUACAUGCCCCUAGCACCAAGCUGCAUAAUCCCGUCCCAGUCAUUGUCCUCGUCGAUCAGAGUGUACGGGAAAGCAAGCGGCAGAGACUCCAGAAUGAUGGAGCUAUUGUUGUGGGGGUGCAGAGUGUUGAAGCCAUCGGACACGGGGACGGCAUGCAUGCGGCCAAGCUACAGAUUUUUAAUCCCAACCUUGUCCCCUACGAGAAAGUCCUCUAUAUGGACGCCGAUAUGAUCUUGACCCACCCAAUCGACAAAAUAUUCAAUGAUCCUAGCACCGCAGCUAAGAAUGUUGGUCAAAGCCUCCAGACAGCUUCAGGCAACUCAGAGUCGCUUCCCGAAAGUUUUGUCAUGGCGGCAGCCCCAGUGACAGCAGAUUAUUCGGAUUCAACACAAGCAUCCAUCCCAUUUUACAAUGGGCUUUUCAUAUAUACCCCAUCCGCCGAUAUUUUUCAGUACUAUCUCAAAAUGCUGGGUCAGUCUGGGCAUGAUUUGCUCAAUUAUGCCCACCGCCGUGGAGGACCAAUGCCCUGGCAGAAUAUGCACAGCUCCUGGUAUUCAAACUGGCCGGGGGACAAUGCUCUUGACGGCAAGACGGCUCUUCUGAAUGCGAAAGGGCAGGGCCGAGACGGAUAUGGACAGUCGUCGUACUCUGACAGCGAUGUACGCGAAUAUGCCCAGUCGCAAAGGUGGAAAAUGGAAGAAUACUGGCUUGGAAAGACAGAGGCAUCCAUGUAA